Molecule: messenger RNA, 3145 nt
Organism: Artibeus jamaicensis (Jamaican fruit-eating bat)
Lineage: Eukaryota; Metazoa; Chordata; Mammalia; Chiroptera; Phyllostomidae
Product: apolipoprotein L3-like
Exons: 5
Coding region: 623-1588 (321 amino acids)
Biological process (GO): lipoprotein metabolic process; lipid transport
Cellular component (GO): extracellular region; membrane
Molecular function (GO): lipid binding
Source: RefSeq, a predicted model, not a curated record
GUUUGGUGGUGAGCUUCUCAGAACUGAGGCAUCUGCUUUCACUUUCGCUUCCUGCCGUUUCUGAGAAGACCAGACGUGCGUGGGCUGUGCACUGACCACUGACCAGUGGGUCUGCACAGCCAGGAGCAGUCGGAUCUCGUUCCAGCUCAGCCAGAGGAGGGCUCCUUGGGGUGAAGCGCUGCCUCUUUCUAGCCGGGCACAGGAGUGUGAGCUGAAGGGCAAAGCUCCGAGAUCCCACCGCUGACACCAUGGCCUCGGAAGAUGGCAACGUCGACCCAGCCGCUGAACUUCCUGCCUGCUGGUGCUGGGCUAUCAUCACCCGUCAGAGUUUCACUUUCCUUCUCUUGGAAUAAGAAUAAUGUGUCUAGUGUGUCUAUAGCAGGAAACACGUUUCGCCUCCCGUCUCUGCACACACAAUGCACACACUAGUCCCCCGCCCCUCAGCGGCCACUCCCCGGCCUCCAAAUUCCUGAGAGUCACGUGUUUUUGGCAACUCAGCUGGGCAGUCAUCUUGCUUGCUCUGCACUGACGAGAGACUCUGUACAGUCGGUACAGGAUUUACCCCGUUUAAGACAGUGAAGAAAUUCUUCCUGCCAUUGAGUUUUUACAGGACCCAUCGAACAUGGAGAAUCUGCAGCACCUGCUGAGUGGUGACGCCUGGGAGAGAUUUGUGACUGUGGCGCAGUUGUCCAGGGAGGAUGCAGGUGUGCUAUAUGAAGACUUGAACCAGCUGAAGAGACUCAUGGCCGUGGAGGACGAAGACAAGGACCAGCUGCGUAGGGAGGUGGUGCUGAAGGAGUUUCCUCAGGUGGGACAGGAGCUGGAGGAGUGCAUAGGGAAGCUCCACGCGCUGGCAGACAGCGUCGACAAGGUGCACAGGCGCUGUACCAUCUCCAACGUGGUGUCCAGUUCCGUUGGCGCUGUGUCUGGCAUUCUGACCAUCGCUGGCCUGUCCCUGGCACCUGUGACAGCUGGGGCCAGUCUGGCGCUUGCAGCAACUGGGGCAGGACUGGGGGCAGCAGCUGUCGUGACCGGUGUGUCCACCAGCAUUGUGGAAAUUGCAAAGAACAAGUCAGCAAAAGCCACAGCCAGUCACCUAGUGUCAGAUGCCAUCAACAACAAUGAUGAGCUGGUCAUUGAGCGUUUAUGUCACAGCGCACCCAGAAUUGCUUCCUUAGUAAAGUGCAUCCAAUCCAUGCAUAAAAUUGUGAAGAACGCCCGUGCCUACAAACUGGCCAAAGCCAGCCCUCUCUUAAUGUCGAAGGCCAAGGUUUUUAUGACCACAGGGGAGAUCUCAAUCCAAAGCAGCAAGCGGGUACAGAAAGCUUUUAGUGGCACCGCUCUGGCAAUGAGCAAAGGAGCCAGGGUGUUUGGUUUGGUCACUGCAAGUGCCUUCCUUCUGGCAGAUGUGUACACCAUUGUGAAGGAGUCAAAGCACUUGCUUGAGGGGUCAAAGGCAGAGCUGGCUGAAGAAUUGAGGGAGCAGGCCCUGGGGCUGGAGAGGAGGCUGAAGGAACUCAGACGGCUUCACGGGAAUCUGCAGGAUGUCAUGUACUGCAAGGAUGUAGUGAGCGAAAAGUGUGGCUAAGCCGCACCAGCCAGGGCUAUAGAAACACUUGUAGAUUCCCCCCAGUGCAUGUAAGGCAACGUCCCCGCGGGCUUUCGUCCUUCUACACACGCAUGGGGAACUGGAAGAUUUCUGAGAUGAAGAUCUGGCAGCUUCCAACUUUCGGAGAGUAUCAUCAUUGUCCCCUGAUUUCCAGAGGCUUGGCCUUUAUCUGCUUUUAGAAAUUUUGAUUUUCUUUAUGUGGAUGUUUUUCAUCUAUUAAAAUCCCGUGGGAAUACACCCCGAAGUGCCUUCCUGAAGUACAUUGUUAGAGUUCUCCCUCCAUGUGUCACAGGGGAGUCCACAGGAAGGAACCUGAGACCUGGCCAGGGAAGAUAGGUCCCUGGUUGCCAGGGAACACCUUUUAACACUUAGGUGGCCGAUAGGCAUGAGGGGCCACAAGGGAGAUAAAGACAAGGCCCUGGCCAUUGCAGUCCAACAAAGAACUUCAAACAGGAGGCCACAAGCGAAGGAAGACACGUCUCGCCCGUGACCCAGCCGUCCUGAGCCUGGUUCCAUCAGGCUGCCAGGCACUGGGAGCAACACACAGAGACUGUGACAGUGGGGAGGGGGAGCCCUCGAAAGUCUGUGUGCGUCAUCUUUAGUGGGCAAAGGAAAACCUCGAGGCUGUGGAUCCGCCCCAGGCCUAGAAGGGAGUAGGGGAGGGGUCUGAGGUGUCCAAAGAAAGGGCCCAGAAACCAUUUUGGCUCAUUGUCUGCCCCCUGUCACGUGUGCCAAAUGAACAAAUGGAGUCAGGAGCAAGAUAAGAUUUCGGGCUAACAGACCCCCACACGUACCUACGUCUGGGCAGUCCCAUCUCUCUGGGAAAGCUGCACCUGUACCCGCCAAUCAAAAGUUGCCUCUUCACCCCGCCCUGCCCACUGUGUAAGUCCUCAGAACAGAGGGCCUUCUUCUCUUCUCUCGGCUCAAGGCUCGUUGCCACAUGGGAGCCUCUGUCCACAAAACUCCUGGCAACCCCUCUUUUGGCCACCUGGGCCUUUGGCCACCUUGCUCUAGCCACCCUUGUUUUGCUCCCCCACUCACUAAUUAACUUUGUUUGUACACUAACGGGUCCACAGACCUGUCAUCCUUUUUUGAAAUAUAUUUUAUUGAUUAUGCUCUUACAGUUAUCCCAUUUCCUUGCCUUUAUUCCCCUCCGCCCUGCACACCCCCUCCCACCCACUUCCCCUCCUUUAGUUAUGUCCAUGGGUCAUACAUAUAAGUUCUUUGGCUUCUAUAUUUUCUAUAUUAUUCUUAACCUCCCCCUGUCUAUUUUCUACCUACCAUUUACGCUACUUAUUCUCUGUACCUUUUUCCCACCUCUCUCCCACUCCCACUCCCCUGUUGAUAACCCUCCAUGUGAUCUCCAUUUCUGUGGUUCUGUUCCUCUUCUAGUUGUUUACUUAGUUUGCUUUUGUUUUUGUUUUAGGUGUGGUUGUGAAUAACUGAGUUUCCUGUCAUUGUACUGUUGACAUUUUUAAUAUUCUUUUUCUAAGUCCCUUUAACAUUUCAUAUAACAGGGCUUGGUGAUGAUGAACU